CUUUGCCUGCUGUGGCUCAUUUAAAGUGUUUUCUUGUCCGUAGCUGUUUGAUGUGUGGUUUGGAGUGGAAGAUUUUGUCUGUCCCCCUCUGUUUAUGCUGACUAACUGCUGGCAUCUCAGAAGGGAGAGAAGAAGAAGAAAAAGAAGAAGGUGUCCAACACAGACACGCUCCAGGAGCAGAGGAAAAACAAGAAGGAGAUGGAGUUUGAGCUGAAACUCGCUAAGGAGAAAGAAGGGAUGCACGAGCGAGAGAAGCAGCUGAAGAUCAAUAGGCUGGUGCAGGAGGUAUGAAAAGAAAGAGGGAGUUCACCCAAGUUAAUUAGACUUUCAUGACCUAAUAUUUAUGAUGCACAUUAUGUCAAAGUCACCUUCGCUUGUUUUGGCUUCAACUCAAAUGCCACCGAGUUGUACAUCCUGGUCCUUUGAGACCUGAGCAGCUGUGUUUGCAUGUGCGUGAGGGUUUGACGCUUGUUGUCUGAUGCUGCCCGGGCGAUGCCUCUGCACCAGGUUUCAGAGACGGAGAGAGAAGACCUGGAGGAGUCUGAGAAGGUGCAGCACUGGGUUGAGCGUCUCUGUCAAACUCGGUUGGAGCAGAUCUCCUGUGUGGAGAACGAAUCCCCAGAGCUCUCCCCGCCACGCUCUCCUGCCUCCGAGCCCAAGGUGAGGCGUUUCCCUGGCGGCCUCCAUCUGGCCACCACCGACCUGGACGACAUCAACCUGGAUGAUGUUGAUCAGAGCCUGAGGGGCCCACUGAGGAGACUGGCCCCCACUCAGCCCAGCACCAGCCAUCCUCCCCCUCCCUUACCUCUCCCUCCCCCUUCAGCCAAACUGAACCCCACCAUCCCCAACUACUCUCCUCCUCCCUCUCGAGCACCGGCUCAGCGCAGACCGCCGUCUCCACCUCUUAGCAGGAAACCUCCCGUCUCCCCGUCUACCUUGACCAACAAGGGGCGCAGGCCACACCCACAGUCCCACCCACACUCCCACCAACAGUCCCACCCACAGUCCCACCGACAGUCCCACCCACAGUCCCACCCACAGUCCCACGCUCAGCCUCACCCAACGCAAACCCAUCUCGCUAGCCACCCCUCCUCCCACUACCCCCCCCAGUUUCAGUCCUCGAGGCCUCCAUCCUCGCCUCAGCCUACUCCCCGGCCUCCUCCUCCGCCGCCACCCCCUCCUCCUCCGCCACCUCCGCCUCCCCCUCCACCGCCACCUCCGCAGCACUCUGAAGACAGGAUGGGCAACCUUGGUUUGUACCGCCAGCAUCCUCACCAUCCUCACCAUCACCUCCAACACCCACCCAGUCCGCCAGAGCACAGGAGUGAGUGGGAGACGGGCGGCUAUCUCCCGAGAGGAGGGCUAUACUCGUCUAACGCCAGUGAAAUGUCCUACCCCUCUAGUCCAAAGGUAAUGAGAAAUACGUCGCAUGCCAGUCACGUUUCCACCUCCAGCGGUCCCCUGCAACUCGCUCCUAGCCCCCCCAACCAGAGGCGUCAGAUGGCCCCUGUCAUGUCGAAGCCCGUCAUGCUGCCUCAGGCGCAGACGCACCGACCAGAUCCUCACAAAGCUGCAGUCCGAUCGGAUGCCCUGCCUCAAGAAAUGCUGAAACGGAUGGUGCCUUUCAACUCGUCUUUUAAAUCGAAGAACAAACGACAAGGAUUUCAGAAAUACGAGGACGGUUUUGAUCCCUACUCAAUGUUUUCCUCGGAGCAGGUAGACGGACGAGAAGUGAGGCUGCUGAGAAUCAAAAAGACCGGACAGCUGGACCUGGCUCUGGAGGGUGGAGCAGACUCUCCUCUGGGAAAGCUGGUGGUGUGCUCUGUGUAUGAGGGUGGAGCUGCAGAUAGGCACGGGGGCAUCGUACCAGGGGAUGAACUCAUGGCCGUGAACGGGAAAAUCCUGAUCGAUGCCACGUUGACCGAGGGACAGAACUCUCUUGCUCGAGCCUGGAAUAGUGGAGGGGACUGGAUCGAUGUUGUUAUCGCUGUUUCUCCUCCGAAGGACUAUGAAGAUGAAGUGACGUUCUUCUAAUCUUUCACAACCUGCCAAGAAAACCAGACUGAUUGAGAGGAAGUUUUUUUUUCUAUUGAUGAUUCCUUCAAGAUGCACAAUCUAAUUUUAUCUCAAUAAAAAAUGACUGUUUCUGCUUUAUCUUCACACACAUCUGUACAAGUCUUUUUGUUCUUGACAUUACUCGAAUCUCUUUGAGAAUCAGCCUUGUGUCAUAUUUUGAGAUGUUAACAAAAGUUGAUGUAUAUUGUCAUUGUCACUGGCUUGCUCUAGUUAAGAGACAAAUGACCAUCCAUCUUUCAGGAGGCAAACUGUGAUCAAUAGCACGUCUGUAGUCUGCCUUUUCCCAAAGCCCCACAGAGGACUGCAGCUCCUAAGCAGAAAGAGUUUCUGUAUCUGUAUUCUCUGCUUUGUGGCGGUGGCUCAGGAGGUAGAACGGAUCGAAGGCUGAUGGUUCGAUCCCCGUCUCCACCAUUCCUCGUGUCCAAGUCUCCUUGAACAAGAAACUGAGCCUUAAAUUGCAUUAUGUUUGUCAUAUUAAAACGCAGGACUUUAUAUCUUCCUUUCACACGUUAUUUGGAACUGUUGAAUUUCUCUAUAUUAUACAGUGUCGACCACACUAUGUAAAUUGCCUUGAGAUAAUGAAUGUUGUGAUUUGGCAGUAUGCAAAUAAGAUUGAAUUCCACAUAAAAUUUCUUGAAAAAUGUAAAUGUCUCCGUUUUGAUUAUUUGAAAUAUUAAUAAACAUCAUUCUACAUAUAAUAAAUUAGAUUUUAUUUGAAGAAAGAAGUUUCUCUCCUGUUGCACA
Molecule: messenger RNA, 2820 nt
Organism: Platichthys flesus (European flounder)
Lineage: Eukaryota; Metazoa; Chordata; Actinopteri; Pleuronectiformes; Pleuronectidae
Gene: ush1c
Product: Usher syndrome 1C
Exons: 11
Coding region: 493-2034 (513 amino acids)
Biological process (GO): inner ear receptor cell stereocilium organization; inner ear auditory receptor cell differentiation; sensory perception of sound
Cellular component (GO): plasma membrane; stereocilia ankle link complex; photoreceptor inner segment
Molecular function (GO): protein binding
Source: RefSeq, a predicted model, not a curated record